Messenger RNA from Aspergillus versicolor CBS 583.65, 777 nucleotides. RefSeq lists its product as uncharacterized. Gene Ontology annotation, molecular function: FMN binding. The transcript has 2 exons. The record is from RefSeq and is a predicted model, not a curated record. Bases 1 to 777 code for a protein of 258 amino acids. NCBI's taxonomy places the organism in Eukaryota, Fungi, Ascomycota, Eurotiomycetes, Eurotiales, Aspergillaceae.
AUGACCCCCUCCGCCGCCCCCUGGCGCGGGCUAUUCCUCGCCAGCUUCGAAAAGAGCCGCGUCUCGACAUUCAAUCUAACAACAAUCGCACAUGCCCCAUCCAACAGACCCGUUCCGCGCUCGCGCACCGUCGAAUUCCGCGGCUUCUGGCCGAAGUCCGCAUCGACGCUGCACAAGGCCGGGAUCGAGGCGCUCAACACGCAGAGGAUUGGGCUGAACCCGGAUGUCUACGAGAGUGAUUUGCUAUCUGUCACGACGGAUGCUAGGAUGGGAAAGGUAGGGCAGUUGGCGGAUUCGGAUGAUGUUGUGGAGGGCGUGUUUUGGUUUGAGGAGGUUUCGGCGCAGUGGAGGGUGAGGGGGAGGGCGGUUACUGUUGGUGCUUCGGAGGAGGAUGAGGAGGAGAGAAAGGUUAGGGAGAUGGUUAAUAAAAGGAUGAGGGAGAAGAAGGGUGAUGGGGGAGGGAGUGUCGGAGACUGGAAUUGGGAGAGACAGGUGGCUACUUAUUUCGCGAACCACAGCCCUGUUAUGAGAGGGAGCUUUAAGAAUCCGCCUCCUGGUCGGCCGCGCAGUGAAGUGCCCUCUGACCCUCAGCUCAAACUAGGCCAGAAGAUUGAAGACCUCAAGGAUCCGAUCGCGAGGGCCAACUUCCGGGUUUUGCUUAUUCUCCCGCAGGAAAUGGAGGUGUUGGACUUUUCAGAUCCUGACGAUGUGCGGCGAACCCGAUGGACGCUUUCUGGGGACGAUGGAGAAUGGAAGGAGACGGAGUUGUGGCCGUAA